Messenger RNA from Misgurnus anguillicaudatus (oriental weatherfish), 1086 nucleotides. RefSeq names its product mitochondrial ribosomal protein L48 (gene mrpl48). Gene Ontology annotation, cellular component: mitochondrial ribosome. The record is from RefSeq and is a predicted model, not a curated record. NCBI's taxonomy places the organism in Eukaryota, Metazoa, Chordata, Actinopteri, Cypriniformes, Cobitidae.
AGUUAUAUUUAAAUAAGAGAUCAUAUACGCUCUUGGUCAGUUAGACCUGUUUUCCAAGAUCUUUAAACACAAACAAAUAUUUCCCAUAUUUUAUUGCAUAGUAAAAUGCGACGAUAGGCCACAAUAUUAUCAAUUCCACUACCAUAAUCUUCUGUGCAGGGCAAUCUACAAGUAGAUGGAAGAGAAGUGGCGUUUAUGCGCCAGCAGGUGGCAGUACUCUGUAGUCAACGCGAGUUAGUUCAUUUGGUAAGACAAGUGAAGAAGACAAAACCCAGUGCAUGCGUUUCAGAUGCUUUAUUUUUAAACAUUUUUACUGAAUUUCAAAGCUAAUUCUGGAAAAAUGAGCCACUUUCUGAAAAAGGUUUUAAUGCUACACAACACACGAGCACUGGCUUGCGCGGCGAUAUCAGUCCAACCUGAAUUAUUAACUACACAUAAGAUGCCUUGGGGUGUCUUGCUGACUAACAGACAGUAUAGAUCAAUGCCGACACAUGGCAUUGGAAGGUACAGACAUCUUAUUCCAAAAAUAAUGCCAAAGAAGAAGAAGGACAAAAUCCAAAUGAAGCAGAUCAAAGCACCGACAAACACAGAGUUUGGUGUGCUUAACGUGUGUGUCUCUGGUUAUGACAUGACACUAGUGGAACAUUAUUCUCAGUACAUUCACAAUCUCUGCAAUCACUUAGACAUCAAAGUUGAAGAGAGCUAUGCAGUGCCUACGAAAAGCACAGAGGUCAUGGUGAUGCAGGACCAAGGCACAAAGAUGUAUGUGGAUGGGAUUUUGAAAACGCAUGAACGUGUUGUUCAGAUCACUGAAAUGAAGGCAACUCUUUGUCCCAUAUUUAUGGAUGUACUUCUGAAAAACCAGCCUGAGGGUGUACAGCUCUGUGUGAAGCAGCACACCGAAGCAGAUUUCCAGUCCAGAUUUAAAGCAAGACCUGAGCUUGAGGGGCUUAUUGCAAAAAUGAAUACUUAAUAAAUAAAUUAGAGUUUUCAUUAAAAUAAUAUUGUUAUUCAUCAGUUUUCUAUUCUAUAUGUGCUGUAAUUAACAAAUGUGUAAAACAAAAUAAACCCUUUUCAAUUUUGAAA